AUGCAGGUAGACAUUGAACAGCAGUCUGAUCAUUAUCCAGCAGCACAAAAAAGUGCUCUGGCUGUAAUAGCACUUGAUAUCUCACCCGAGCAGAAUCUGCUUUUAAAAAUCCCAAUUGUUAAGAUCAUUUCUAAAAAUAAGCGUCAUUGUGAGUCUAACUGCUAUUUCUUGCUUCCAGGCUACCGACAUGUAUACCUAGAAGGUAUGGAGGAAGCUUCCGUCUUCGUUCACGUAGCUGUCAACGACGUUUGUGGUAAGGUCAAACCAGCGCUGGGCAUAAAAAGUCUCUUUCUCAGAAGUCCAAAGCAAGCCUCCCUCGACAGCCAUGUUGCUGGUCAGCUCAACCGCAAACAUUCCUUUAGCAGCCAGCUGUUACGGCGGACGGCCAGCGCGCCCACCAAGAGCUUAAAAAAGCCCAAGAUCGCCCUGGAUGCCCGAGACGAUCGCUCGGAAGGAGCCAGCAAGGACCCCGUUCCGGAAGACGCUUCCCACCCUCGCUUCGACCAAGAAUCCGACCUCCCGCCCCUGGCACCGUCUCCUUCCCGAGAGGCCGCCGUCAGCCGCACGGACGCGGACCCCAAGGGAUCCAAAGAUGUCCGCCAAUUUUCCAUGUACCGGUCGGCCCCUUCCUUAUGCAGCCUGCAGACCAUCCACGAAGAGCCCCUCGCCGCCAACGAGAACCAGCCUUCCAGCAGUUCCUGCUUCCUUCUGCCCACCCGCCCCGUCAGCGAAGACCCCAAAGAAGACUCUGUGCCUCGUCCUUCUCAGGAAGAAGUUCCAGAUGGAAGCGACCACCCUGGGUGUCUUGAGAGAACUUCUCGUUUGCGCCACCACCCGGGUUCGGAGAAGGUGCUUCUCGCUCCCAGUGUCUCGGAAGAAGAAGAAGAAGGGAUGGGAAGCGCCAAAGAAGAAGAAGGGUGGACAAGAGCUCCUUGCCACGGAGGUCUUCUCCAUUCUCAAGGGCAGCACGCGUCGGACAAUUGUUGCCUCCACCCGGCUGGAAAUGGCCAGAAGAAGACCAGCAGGUUGGUUCAACAGACGACAAGCAAUGAGAAGAACAGAGUUGGACCAUCAUACCAAAGCGAAAGGGACAGCAGGACCCCGACAACUCCACUUCGCACUGUCCUGGUCUCUGUGCCUCCGACUGUUGUGAGGAGAUCGAAGGAUGAAGGAUACAAGCGGUGCGAGCACGGAGUCUCCCUGAAGCAUCCUGAUGACUGUUCCGCGCCGGAAGUUUAUUGGGAUGCCACGGUCCAUGACCGGAUCUGGAGCAAGCUUGAUUUCAGCACCCACCAGGACAGCAUGUCCUCCUCUUCCAGCAUGUCUUCCAACGAUACCGUCAUAGACCUCUCCUUCCCCAACCUUGCCCGGAAAAGCCUUCCGGACCUCGGUCCUCCUAAGACCUUGGAUGCCGUCCCUCAGAGAAGAAUCGUGAGGCCCUGGUCUGCCAGCGCGGCCUCUGGGCGUGAAGCCCCCACGGUGACCAAGAGCAAGUCCAACCCCAACUUGAGGUUGGACCAACCCAUGGAAGAUGACUUGCGCCCAAGGCCUCUUGGAUUCUCCUCGGUAUCCAGAAGGCACACCUGGAACCGGUUGUACAUGGAGAGCCUCAAGCGGUCGUGCCUGAAGCCAGAAGAGCAGAAGAACCUCGACGCCAACCCCAUGAAGUCCAGGAGCCUUGGAGACCUCACCUCCGAUGACAUCACGUCCACUUCGGAGAGCAAGUACCGGAUCAUCCGCCGUAGCUUCGCCACCCGUUCAGUGAGCGCCCAUCGUGGGGCCUCCAAGACUUCGUCCGGGAGAUCUCCGGACGAGCUGACAGAGCGCCUGAAGAAGCUCACCUUCUUCCAGCAGGAGAACGACAUCACUUCCCCCACCUGUCUGGAACUUCCCAAGGCUGAGGAAGAAGAGGAGGAGGAAGAAGAGACCGUCCUGAUCCGAAGGUCUUCUUCUCGGAGUCAAAGCAGGGUGAGAUACAUCGCCAACCGGGCCAGACAAGCCCAGGAAAGGCAGAAGCUCAAAAGUUUGGCCUUGAACCAGGGGAGUCCCAUCGAGGAGCGGGGCAUCCCCGAAGGAGCCUGCUGUUUUCCGGGGGGGCCUUACACGGACCCGGCUGCCCCCGGCUUGUUUACAUCCCAACUCAAGAACCCGACGGGCUUGAAUCCCGAGACCGAAAUCGUCUUCACCUUCAGGCUCUGACGGUGGGAAGGGCUGAACCAGAAUCGAUGUUUACAGUCCCCCUUCCCCAGUUUUCUUUAAAUAUAUAUAUAGAUAUAUAUAGAGAGAGAGAUAUGCCUAGUGCAGAAAACCCUCGUUCCAUGAGGGAGGACACUCCUCCACCACCACCUCUUCCUCAUCCUCUCCUCCUCCUUCCUUUCUUUCCUUUCCUCCUCCUCUCCUUCUC
Thamnophis sirtalis is the source of this 2404-nucleotide messenger RNA. NCBI's taxonomy places the organism in Eukaryota, Metazoa, Chordata, Lepidosauria, Squamata, Natricidae. The record is from RefSeq and is a predicted model, not a curated record.